Molecule: messenger RNA, 1414 nt
Organism: Suillus plorans
Lineage: Eukaryota; Fungi; Basidiomycota; Agaricomycetes; Boletales; Suillaceae
Product: small-subunit processome
Exons: 4
Coding region: 60-1103 (347 amino acids)
Biological process (GO): rRNA processing
Cellular component (GO): small-subunit processome; nucleolus
Source: RefSeq, a predicted model, not a curated record
AUGGUUGGGAUGAAAGCAAAAAGGUGGAAAACUGGUCCCGCGUGUGACAACUUUAUACAAUGUCACGUAACAUUUUUGUCACACGCUUUCCUUUCUUCAACAUUAUGACCUCCUCCCUCAGAAAUUCGUUGCAUAGGCGAAAUCAUAAAGAGCGCUCGCAGCUCUCUCAUCGCGCAAAAUUUGGAAUUUUAGAAAAGCACAAGGACUAUGUUCAACGUGCACGGGAUUAUCACUCCAAGCAGGAUCGUAUAACGCGCCUUAGGCAGAAGGCAGCGGAUAGGAAUAAGGAUGAGUUCUACUUUGGGAUGAACAAGGAGAGGACGGUGCAGGGGGUGCAUGUCAAGGAUAGAGGAAAUGUUUCUAUGCCUAUGGAUAUGGUUAAGCUCCUCAAGACACAAGAUGAGGGCUAUGUUCGGACAAUGAGAGCCAACGGAAUCAAGAAAAUCGAGAGGAUCAAAAGCCAACUUACUGCCUUGGCUAACCUUAUUGCCCCGCAGGAUGAUAACAUAGAGGAUGACGGCGAGGACGCGUUGGACGAAACUGACCUGGAAACACUUCGAGAGGCAUGUAUCAUACCGCCAGGAACAAAACGGCGUCCACCCCCACGUCACAUUAUCUUUGCUGAGAAUGAGGUGGAAGCAAAACAAUUAUCUCAGCAGCAAUAUUCAAACCAGGCCAAAACUACGAUUGAAGUGGAUGUCGAACUGACUGAAGUUGAUCUCGGCUGGAAGACCGUGGAAAGUGCAUCGUCUCGACGGAGACGGAAAAACAAAUGCUCAGCCGUUGUAUCAACGGAUAUUGUCGAUGAUGCUGAAGAAACACGGCAACUUAAUGUGCAAAACCGGAAGCGACUCCUAAAAGAACUCGCUGCGCGACUAAAACGUGAUACCCAAUUGCGGUAUACACAACGUGAACUAGAGAUGCAAAGACUUUUGGCGGGUAAGGGAGGUCGGCGGAAGUUGCGUGGCGUCGAAGAAGUAGGGGCUGAGAACGAUGAAGAUGAGGACGAAAUGGACGACGCGGCAGCUUCUAAGGCAAGCAAAGUGGAUGAGAAGAAUUACAAACCUCGGGUAUACAAGUGGCGUAUAGAAAGAAAGCGAUAGUAUUAUCGAAGUCCAUGACAAUCCAUUGUGUAGCUCGACGAGUAUAAUGCGAGUGUAUAUUAUACGAAUUCAGUCCCAGAUCCGGAUCAAAUGAUAGAUUGCUAAAUGUAGAAGGCGCCGAACGCUAUGCUGCCUAUAACCACCCAAACUGAGCUCCACCGACUGAAGCUUAAGUUCAACGAGGAUGAUGUCGCACUCGGUGAGGUUGAACCUGUUCCUCCCGGAGUCGCAAUGGGCGUGGCAGGUGAAUAAGUAACGCCAUUAGCGGUGGCAGCGACUUCGAACACAGAUCCACCACCGUACUCAUAGAA